This is a messenger RNA of Dovyalis caffra, 474 nucleotides long. The record is from the annotation of a GenBank genome assembly. Lineage: Eukaryota; Viridiplantae; Streptophyta; Magnoliopsida; Malpighiales; Salicaceae.
AUGGUCGGCUAUACUGUCUGUGCUGCUUUUACAAUCCAAAAAAGGAGAGGAGAAUUUUCCUUCUCUCGCAAACAAUUCCUCGAAGACAAGAUGGACGAAGAAGGAGGAGAAGAACAAACUGUACCUCCGCUUACUCCUCCUACCGCCGCCGAUGAAACUCAGGCUGCGGAACCACAAUCACAACCCGAUCCUCCACCUCCAUUCGAUCCCAGUCGAAAUCAACAUUCUCUUGUUUUCUCUUUGCUUAACUUGGAUCGCUCUAGUAUGGUUGCUGCUUGCAAUGCCUUGUCUUGUGUCCUAUGGCUGCACAUCUACCAUCUUGUGGAAUUGCAAAACAACAUUGGCUUCAUUUUUUCACCGCAAGUUUCACCUAUUUUCAAUGGUUAUGAUAUAUCCAUUGAACAGGACAAGAAUGGGAGGCGGAAGUUGAGUACUAGGUGCUGCUCUGGUGAAGAAGAUAAAAGUAGGGUGUGA